Penicillium bovifimosum is the source of this 1362-nucleotide messenger RNA. RefSeq lists its product as uncharacterized. The coding region runs from base 1 to 1362 and encodes 453 amino acids. The record is from RefSeq and is a predicted model, not a curated record. The transcript has 2 exons. Lineage: Eukaryota; Fungi; Ascomycota; Eurotiomycetes; Eurotiales; Aspergillaceae.
AUGGAAACUCCAUUUAAGCCGCUUGCUUUGUCAACAUCUCGAGGGACCUCUUCCACCUUUCCCCUCACGCAAACCUCCACCCGAAGCCAGAGCCAGCAAGCCAGUGAUCUCCAAUCUGGCUCCGACGACCUAUCUAGAUUCGCUAGCCAAGAAAGCAGACAGGCCGACCGAACCCCCCGUCGCUCACGUCGCGAUGCCUCUGAUGACCGCCAGAUCUCUCCCAAGGGAGGCGCGCGGGACCGCACUCACCCAUCCCUUUCCCCUCAACAGCUAGGUCGAUCCGCCUUCGACGGCAAACCUCAUCGCCAUAAACAUAGCAGGUCACGGGACCUGCGGUUCCCAAAUGCCAUGAGUCAUUUAGCUUCCUCGGCAAGUGCGCGAGGCUUGCUCCCUACGUGGUCGGGCGGAAAGGACAAGGACCGCGAGGACGACGGGUUGCUGAGACCCUUCACAAGAGAGACAACGAGUGGUCGCUGGGGGUCCGAGUCAACGACUGGCCUAACUGACGGUCGCAAUGGGAGCCUGCUUGACACGCCUGAGCAAUAUGAACGACUGGGUCCAAUCCGCCGGCACGAUAUCAUGUCUAUGGACGACCUAGAGAAGGUCAGGAAACGGAGGAAACUGGGCGAGGAGUAUCUACGGUCUGCGUUGGCCUCGAUUGGGACAUUGGCCACAGACGUCACGCGUCGGCUGGACUACACGUAUUACAAUCUGCUAGAGAAGGUUACAGCCGUAAACUCGACCAUCUCGUCCUUCCAAGAGCUAUCCGACUCGGCCUCGACACUUCUAAACGACUUUGAGCGUGAGACGGCCGGCUUGGACCAGGAUAUUCGCAAGCAACUCGACGACCUCAAAGGCUUCGAGUCACAAAUUCAAAGGGCCGACGUAUUACAGCAACGUAUGAAAGCAGGGCGGCAGCGCGUGGAAGAAUUAGGCAAACGACUCGAAAGCGUGCGACACGAGAUCGAUAGCUGGGAACAACGGGAAACGGAGUGGCAAACGCGGACCAGUCGUCGACUCCGUAUCUUCUGGGGCAUUGUCGCAAGUACCUUGCUGGUGCUUCUGUUUGCUUUGGUCAUCCAAAAUUGGCCACAGCUCCGGUCUUCCCACGCUGGGAUGUCAGGUUUGACAGCCUCAAACAUCUCUUCAACCUCUGUGCCACCGCAGUCCGAGCGGGAUAAAGCCCUUAGCCUCGGAAGAGAGGGCUCAAGGUCUGCUGCAGGGCCUCCUCGAUAUCCGUCCAACCUUGCAGAUCGUCGUGAGAGCUUGGCCAAGGUUGGUCCGACUUCGACAGCAGGUCGGUCAGGACAUGAUACAUCACCUGCGGAGCACAACUUUCUCCGCGUGCUGGACGAAUUAUGA